Miscanthus lutarioriparius is the source of this 1122-nucleotide messenger RNA. Lineage: Eukaryota; Viridiplantae; Streptophyta; Magnoliopsida; Poales; Poaceae. The record is from the annotation of a GenBank genome assembly.
AUGGCGUCGUCCACCUCCACGACGUCGGGCGGCGACGAGCGCCCUCGCGCGCCCCACGCCGACACGUCCGCUGCGGCGGGGACGGCGCCGGCGGCGCCGCUGACGCUGCCGCAGGCGCACGUGGAGUGGGCCGCCUCGAUGCAGGCCUGCUACGCCGCCGGUGGGCAGCCUUACGCCUGGCACGCCGCGCAGCAGCACCUGAUGGCGGCGGCCGCGGCCGGGGCGCCGUACGGGACGCCGGUGCCGUUCCCCGUGUCGUUCCACCCCGCGUACUACGCCACGCACGCGUCAAUGGCCACGGUGAACGCCGCUGGACCCCCUCCCUCGAUCGUUUCAUUUUCGAGUGUGCCCUACCCGACUGCUGAGCCGGUGGCGGUGGCCGAAGGGAAGAGCAAGAGGAAGAGCUAUGGCGCCCCCUCUGGUGGUUGCACUUCCGGAAGUGCCGGUGGGAGCGAGAACUCAUCAGAUAAAAGAGAUGCUAGUGCCCAUCAUAAGGUAUUACCUUCUGUAAAGAGGAGAAAGUCCAGCGGCGCCAACGUACAAGGUGAGCCAUCGCAGGCUGCAACAGCUCAAAAUGCUGCAGCUGAGUCACGGAUCACAGCAAAAAAGAAGUCCGCAGCAAAACUCUCCAUUUCGACACCUGAGAUGGCUGCAACCUCCAAUGUCAGACCCAACUUGAACAUUGGGAUGGAACUUUGGAGUGAUUCUCCAGUUAAAGCAGAUACCUCUGGACAGGGCGAAAUAUAUGCUGCGGCGCCUUCCCAGCAUGGCAGCGCUUUGUCGAUGAUGGAUGAGCGAGAACUGAAAAAGGAGAGAAGAAAACAAUCUAACAGAGAGUCAGCUAGAAGGUCAAGACUAUUCAAGCAGCAAGAAUGUGAGGAACUAGCGCAGAAGGUAAUUGACCUGACCGCAAUUAAUGGCACACUCAGAUCCGAACUCGAGGAGUUUAAGAAGGCCUGUGAAGACAUGGAAGCAGAGAAUUCACAACUAAUGGGUGAAUUGAAACAGUUCGAGGCGCCUAGUGUUGUAACAACUUUGAGCAUCCAGAUUGACACAUCAAAGGCACAUCAUAGAAGCAGCGACCAGCAUGGUAAUAAAAAUAACACUGAUAGCAAGGUGUAG